CGCUGCCGGAAUCGACAAAAGCGUCCAGGUUCAUCCCCCCUUCACAUCUGCCCGCAUUAUCGUCUUCCUCAACGAUUCUCCCUUUCCCUAUCCGUCAUCAGUCCCAUACACUGUACUUUUUAUAUGUAAUUAUUGUUAUCUCCGCUCUCUUCUUUGGAUACUUCGGUUGCGCCGAUGGUGUCGUACUUCUUCCCGGUGAGAUUCGGAAGCCGCUGCUGCUCCGGCGGAUGCCGAUGUUGUUGCCGCCGCUGUCUCUGUUGAAACACAUUGGAGCUUGAGCGGUGAGAUCGAGUGAGUGUUUGUAGUUUUGGUUUAUUUGGCCUGAUUCGUAUGGAUUUUACUCAAUCGCAGUCGAGUAAUUUGUCGUUAGGGUUCUCGUCCCACUCGUCGACUCCUGCUCCGGCGAAGCGCAGCCAAUCGGCGGAGGACUCGAUCUGUUUUCAGAUUGAUUCGAAGUUUGGAGACCAUUCCAAUCCUCUUCCCUCUGUGCCGCUUCAAUUGAUGGAGCAGCAGACGAUGGAGGUGAAGGAGAAGGACGGUGGAGGGAGUGGGGAUGAGGGUGAGAUUCGGAUUUUGGGGCAUUCCAUGUGUUUGAAGCGGAAGAGGGACACUGAUUCGGCGUCUCCUUCAUCUAAUGGCGGUUUAAGGGUUCCAAUCUCAAGCGAACAGCAACAAAGCAUCGAAUCACGAAGGAAUUCUGUCAGUGCUUGGGGGAAACAGAGCCUUCGAUUAGCUGAUCCAGAUUUGUUCCAGAUAAUGGAGAACGAAAAACAGCGGCAGUGCAAGGGGAUUGAAUUGAUUGCUUCUGAGAAUUUUGUUUGCAAGGCAGUAAUGGAAGCAUUAGGAAGCCACUUGACAAAUAAAUACUCUGAAGGAAUGCCAGGAGCAAGGUAUUAUGGUGGGAAUCAAUUCAUUGAUGAGAUUGAGACACUCUGUUGUGAUCGUGCUCUGGUUGCUUUUGGACUUGAUCCUGAGAAUUGGGGUGUGAAUGUUCAGCCUUAUUUAUGUACAUCUGCAAAUUUUGCUGUAUAUACAGGUCUGUUAUUGCCUGGUGAUCGUAUAAUGGGGUUGGAUACACCUUCAGGUGGGAACACAAGUCACGGGUACUAUCUUCCGAAUGGGAGGAAAGUUUCAGGGGCAUCUAUUUUCUUUGAAAGUUUUCCUUAUAAGGUGAAUCCACAUACUGGAUAUGUGGAUUACAAUAAGCUUGAGGAAAGGGCUCUUGAUUUUCGCCCAAAGAUACUUAUAUGCGGUGGGAGUUCUUAUCCCCGAGAGUGGGAUUAUGCAAGAUUUAGACAGAUUGCAGACAAGUGUGGAGCAGUAUUGUUGUGUGAUAUGGCUCAAAUCAGUGGUCUCGUUGCUGCUAAGGUUUGUGAGAGCCCUUUUGAUUAUUGUGAUAUAGUUACAGCUACAACCCACAAGAGUCUUCGAGGUCCAAGAGGAGGCAUUAUCUUUUACAGGAAGGGUGCAAAACCAAGGAAGAAGGGCACAUGUUUGAAUCAAGUUGAUGGGUGUGAAAAGUAUGAUUUUGAGGAGAAAAUAAAUUUUGCGGUUUUCCCAGCAUUGCAAGGAGGUCCACACAACAACCACAUUGCCGCCCUUGCCCUAGCAUUGAAACAAGUAGCUACUCCUGAAUACAAGAUUUACAUGGAGCAAGUGAAGAAGAAUGCUCAAGCCCUAGGAAAUGCGCUGUUGAAAAGAAAUUGUAGAUUGGUCACUGGUGGGACCGACAAUCAUCUGAUAAUUUGGGAUCUAAGGAAUCUUGGUUUAAUAGUUAAGAACUACGAGAAGAUAUGUGAACUGUGUCACAUCACUCUCAACAAAGUCAUGCUCUUUGAUGACAAUGGAACUGUUACGCCCGGGGGCGUGAGAAUAGGAACAGCAGCAAUGACAACAAGAGGGUGUUUGGAGUCAGAUUUCGAGACAAUAGCCGAUAUCCUGCUGAAAGCUGCACAGAUAGCAAUCUGUGUACAGAGAGAACACGGCAAGCUCUCCAAGGCUUUCCUCAAGGGAACGGAGAACAACAAAGACGUCACAGAGCUUCGUGCACAGGUUGAGUGUUUUGCCUCCCAAUUUGCCAUGCCCGGCUUUGAUAUUUGAUGAUUCCACGGAAUUUCCAACUUUGGGUAUAUAUACAUUUAUAUAUAAAAGGUUAAGGUGUCCCUAGUAGUGUAAAUGCAAGUUAAUUUACUAGGAAAAGGAAGUGAAAGGAAGGAGGCUUUGGCUUCUUCAUGUUCAUCAUGGUCAGAGUCAUUUUGUAGAGAGCAUUUUUGGCAGCCAUGCUGCCAUUGUUACUCU
Cuscuta campestris is the source of this 2298-nucleotide messenger RNA. The record is from the annotation of a GenBank genome assembly. Lineage: Eukaryota; Viridiplantae; Streptophyta; Magnoliopsida; Solanales; Convolvulaceae.